AUGUUCGCUCGUAUCUUCGCUGUUGCCUCCCUCGUCGCCUUCGCUCUCGCCGAUGGCCAGUGCAACACUGGCAACAUCCAGUGCUGUGACAGUUAUACUUCUGUUCAGAACUACAACAACGAGUUUAGCAAGACUCCGGGUUUCAUCCCCAUUGUUGCUGAUGCUGCCUCCAUGAUUGGCAGCAACUGCAGCCCGCUCACCAUCGUGGGUACCGGAUCUGGCUGCGAGGCUAACCAGGAGCCUCUGUGCUGCAGCAACAAUGAAUACAACGGCCUUGUGAACGUUGGUUGCACUCCCAUCAACGUCGGCCUUUAG
Suillus subaureus is the source of this 315-nucleotide messenger RNA. RefSeq lists its product as uncharacterized. NCBI's taxonomy places the organism in Eukaryota, Fungi, Basidiomycota, Agaricomycetes, Boletales, Suillaceae. Gene Ontology annotation, cellular component: fungal-type cell wall. The coding region runs from base 1 to 315 and encodes 104 amino acids. The transcript has 3 exons. Gene Ontology annotation, molecular function: structural constituent of cell wall. The record is from RefSeq and is a predicted model, not a curated record.